GUUCGCUUUCAUAGCAGCAGUAACAGCAGCGGGAGCUAUCAUCUGAUAGUUUGCUUGCAGCCGGUUCAAGUUGGCAAUGUCACCCAAGCUGAUUUGAGACGCAGACAUUUUUGCUGACUGGAGUCAGGCUAUCUUUUCCAGUUUGCUGGAAUAGACACAGACACUGAUUGGGUCAUGCUGAAAACAUUCCAGUCCUAUGAAGCAAGUCUGUUUGUAUAUUUUAGGUUUGGCAGGACUAAUGAAUUAAAAAUCUUGGACUCUUGACAGUUCACCGCUUUAAUAAUGCCUCUGAUGGAAGGAUUUUUUGCCCCAUGAAGCAUGACAACACUGUAAUCCUUCGUUGUUGGAAAGGAAGGGAAGGGAAGAAACGGUGAAAUUGUGAAGGGAAACGGAAAAGGGUGGUCCUCAGGGACUGAAAAGCCUAUGGGAAGUGCAGGUAGCAGCAUGUUGCCCUGACAGCUGUUUCAACUUCUCAGACCUUGUCAGUUGCUGCUAUGUAGCAGGUGCAGCCUUUUCUUCUAUUGAAUCUUUACUCCAUAAAGGCAGCGACAAGCCAAGGCAGUGGCUGGCCCUGGAUUAUACAAGUGCAGACACUACUAAGUGAGCUGGAACACAUAAGUAAACGCAUAGGCUCAAGUGCCCACAUGAUCACCACCGCAAGGGUACCUGCUGAUAAACCGAUACGAAUUGCCUUCAGUCUAAAUGACUCCGCAGAUGAUACACCCCCUGAGAAUGCUUUUCCUUUGGCUUUUCCAGAUUUAGAAAAGCAGCUCCAGCCUCUACCUCCUUGCCAUGACUCAAAGGAAUCUAUGCAGGUGUUCAAACAGCACUGCCAAAUAGCAGAAGAAUACUAUGAAGUCAAAAAGGAAAUUGCACUGCUUGAAGAAAGAAAAAGGGAGCUGAUCUCUAGGCUAGAUCAAGCUGAGAAAGAAAACAUGGAUGCUGCUCAGCUAACUAAGGAGUAUGCAGACCUGACAGAAGAGAACCGGACACUGAAGCUGGCCCAGACGCAAUGUGUCGAACAGCUGGAGAAGCUUAGAAUACAGUAUCAAAAGAGGCAAGGAUCGUCAUAACUUUGAAUGAACCUGUCUGAGCCAAAAAAAUCUGGGCUCCCGUUCUGUGCUAGGCAAGUGUUCCCCCUCCAAGGUUUCCUCUGAUAUGUUGGAACACUUCACUUGCAGAAUAUGCAAAUGUCUAAAAUGGAUUUAAUGCUUGCCAGCCACUAGCUUAAUAUGUAUAUUUUUAUUUGUUAUAUAAUAGAUAUUUUAUUUCAAGGAACAUAAUUGAAUGCUUAUCUAUCCCCAUUCUAUGUUCAAAUGGAUCAGUCUGAAUAUAUUUCUUCCAAUUUUAGGAAGAUACAAGCACACUAGAAACUGAUUUGAAUAGUCUCUGUGUUGGGAAGUGGACCAUACUAAGGCAUAUUAGUAGGAACACUGUUAAAUAUGGGGAACACGGGAGCACACGCCUGUUCUUUCAUGAACCUAAACAGCUUAUGGGAGAAAAACUAGUUCGUUUAUCUGACAAUAUGUGCCAAUGGGCAGUCAUACACUGAAUAACUUUUAAAAACUAGUAACAUGGCACCUUAAUCACUUUCUUUAAAUAACUAUUGCUGUAAUCCUAUACAAAGUUACUGGGACUAAGUCCUAUUAUGCUCAUUGGGACUUUCUUCUGAGUAGACUUGCAUUGGAACGCACUGCAAAUUGGCAACAGUGAUUUGUACAACUUUGAUGUGGCAAGGAAAUGGAAAAGUGCACAUUUCCUUGUACAGUACUGUACCAAUCUUAACGUUUUCCUUGAAAGUGAGCCCCAUUGAUCUUAAUCUUACCUUAAUGAGCUUGUAGUCCUUCCAAGAGGGGGCCUUUCAGUGACAGGACUUGCUUCUCAACAGUGGCGGAGGAACCCUCUCCUUCACCUGGGGCACUGCAGUCCGUAUGGGCUGCCACUUGCACAGCGACCGUACAGGCUGCCAUGCACGCGCAGUCUGUAUGGGCUGCAGCUUGCACGGCGACUGUACAGACGCCUCACGAGCACGUCCAUAUGGACUGCAGGCGCCCUCGACUGCUCUACAGCUGGGGGGAGGCAGGGGCCAUCUUGUCACCCCUCCCAGAGUGGCACCCAGGGCGGACUGCCCCCUCCGCCCCCCCCUUCCUACGCCACUGCUUCUCAAUAUAAGUAUGCUCAGAAUCAGAAUGUUUAUGUAAUCCAAAUUAAUACUAAUAAUAAUAAUUUUAUUUUUUAUACCCUGCCCAUCUGGCUGGGUUUCCCCAGCCACUCUGGGUGGCUUACAGCACAUAUAAAACA
This is a messenger RNA of Podarcis muralis (Common wall lizard), 2301 nucleotides long. RefSeq names its product MAP3K7 C-terminal like (gene MAP3K7CL). The record is from RefSeq and is a predicted model, not a curated record. Gene Ontology annotation, cellular component: nucleus; cytosol. Lineage: Eukaryota; Metazoa; Chordata; Lepidosauria; Squamata; Lacertidae.